GCAUAGAGAGAACAACGGUUAUGAAGUACACUAAUCUCAUCGCGGUCAGUGUAUUUUGCUUCUCCACGACAGAAGCCCUCCCAAGCGUGAUCGUGAUAAUCGCCACAGAAGAUCUUGUGGCAGGAACACUAAUACCGUCGACCGUUGUGAUCAUACUAUACGCUGUUGCGAGCAUGCUCGCUAAAAUAUGCAGUCCCUCUCUGACAAGGAAAAUCUCAUUUCUCCUAACUAUGAUCCUCGCUGGCUUGGCUGGGCUUAWAGCAUAYAUAAUGUUAGUAGCAGUUGACAAUGUGACUGUUCGACUCGUUGGAGUAGGCUUGAUUGGUACUGCAAUUGGCUUGGCYAAUUCUGUACUGGUGAUGCURUUGGGCUGCUAUGAUGAAAUAGAUAAGAACUCGACUGCAUUCAAUUUGGGACAGAGUAUGUCGAACGUAUUGGGAGCAUUUCUUUACACUGGUUCAACAGUGUGGCAAUGCGUUUCACCUCGAACCACCAUCGCCUUCUCAUUACCACUUGGAUUUUUGAUGGCGAUUUUCUAUGGAAUACUGAACCAUGGCCCCUUGAAGAAAUACCAAAAACACGAACACAAAGAUAGUC
This is a messenger RNA of Exaiptasia diaphana, 597 nucleotides long. RefSeq lists its product as uncharacterized. The transcript is spliced from 2 exons. The annotation marks the transcript as partial. The record is from RefSeq and is a predicted model, not a curated record. Gene Ontology annotation, biological process: regulation of intracellular pH. Gene Ontology annotation, cellular component: membrane; vacuole. Lineage: Eukaryota; Metazoa; Cnidaria; Anthozoa; Actiniaria; Aiptasiidae.